Messenger RNA from Durotheca rogersii, 1154 nucleotides. Its product is annotated as DUF1640-domain-containing protein. The transcript has 2 exons. Gene Ontology annotation, cellular component: mitochondrion. Bases 214 to 1038 code for a protein of 274 amino acids. NCBI's taxonomy places the organism in Eukaryota, Fungi, Ascomycota, Sordariomycetes, Xylariales, Xylariaceae. The record is from RefSeq and is a predicted model, not a curated record.
UUACACGGGUACCUACCUAGGAUGCUUCUUAGCGCAUGUGCAGGGAAGCUCCGAGCAUCGCGAGGCCGCAAGCCCCGUCGGUCCCCCAUCCUCCGUACCCUUCCGGCCAGCCAUCCCGCAUGGCAUAACUAACGCGCCCAACUUACGAGCCGCCCUAAGGCAAUAAAUAAUCGCAACUUUUCGCACGCUUUUCCGACACACGAGACGCUAGACAUGGCGGGCGUCACCGGAAAUGCGGUUCUAUCAGUGCCCAAAUUCCUGCUCCCGCGUCUAAGCUGGACGACAGGUCCGAUCGGGCCUCCACCAGCGCUUCGGGCCGCGACUUUUGUGCCUCUGCAGAGGCGACGACUGUGGCAGGCGUGCAGGACAGCCUCGCCAUUCCACUCGUCCCCCAAGCUCCCCGAGUGCACUCCGAGAACGGCGGCGGCGGGACCGUCCCUGCUCCUGCGAAACCUAGGCUGGAGGCGGGCAUUCCACACCACGGCGCCGCGGGGCCGCGAUCAUCACUUCGACACGCUAAAGUUCGUCCAGCGGCUGCAGAGCGAGGGGUUCACGGAAGAGCAGUCGGUCGCCAUGAUGAAGGUGCUCAACGACGUGAUUGAGGAGAGCAUCCAGAACCUGACGCGGACGAUGGUGCUGCGCGAGGACGCGGCGAAGGCGACGUACACGCAAAAAGUGGACUUCGCGCAGCUGCGGUCGGAGCUGCUGUCGGCGGACAGCACGGAGUCGAACGCGACGCGGGCCGCGUACGAGCGGCUGACGAACGACAUCACCAAGCUCAACAACCGCCUGCGCGACGAGAUCGGCCGGACCCAGGCGUCGGUCCGGCUGGACCUCAACCUCGAGAAGGGCCGCAUCCGCGAGGAGGCCGUCAGCCAGGAGCUCAAGAUCAAGGAGACCGAGACCAAGAUCGAGCAGGAGGUCGCCGCCCUCCGCGAGAAGCUCGAGCAGGUCAAGUUCCAGACCCUCCAGUGGCUCAUGGGCGUCUGCACCGGCUUCGCCGCCCUGCUGCUCGGCGCCUGGCGGCUGCUCAUGUGAUCCUCGGCCCGGGAGUUGCUCUCGAGGCCGAGCGACCAAAAGAGUUCCGGUAAGGGGCGAGCCUUUCUGCGAGGAUCGCUAGCAUCAACACACCGCGCCAUCUUUAACCAGAGGGA